This is a messenger RNA of Humulus lupulus (European hop), 726 nucleotides long. RefSeq lists its product as uncharacterized. Bases 1 to 726 code for a protein of 241 amino acids. NCBI's taxonomy places the organism in Eukaryota, Viridiplantae, Streptophyta, Magnoliopsida, Rosales, Cannabaceae. The transcript is spliced from 3 exons. The record is from RefSeq and is a predicted model, not a curated record.
AUGGCUUCUAAUUCCCAACAGUUUGGUGUUCAUCAUGAGGUACCAGUUAAAGGAGUUAAUGAGAUGAACUCUAAAGUAGAGCAACAACUUGCUCAAUUGACUAAUAUGGUGCAACAAAUGGCCUUAGGUCAUCAAGUGAGACCUUGUGGACUAUGUCAGGUGGUGGGGCAUCCUACUUAUGCUUGUGGUGCACAAUAUGAGCUACCCACACAUCAUUCAUCGCCAGCUCCAAUGCAAAAGCAAGUAGUAGACAAAUCCAUCCAUGAUGAGUCAUCAACGCAGAAAAAACUUUCUAAACUAACUAUGCCAACCUAUGUCCCACGUCCGCCUUUUCCAAGAAGAUUGAAAAAGUUUAAGAAAGAGGAAGCUGACAAGAAAAUUUUGGAGACUUUUCGCAAAGUUGAGGUCAACAUUCCAUUACUUGAUGCUAUUAAACAAGUGCCUCAUUAUGCUAAGUUUUUGAAGGAGUUUUGUACGAAUAAGAAGAAACUGAAGGGUGAUGAAAAGAUAAGUGUUGGGGAGAACGUUUCUACUGUUCUCCAAAAGAAGCUGCCACCAAAAUGCAAGGACCUUGGGACUUUUACAAUUCCUUAUAUGAUUAGGAAUAUAAAGAUUGAGUGGUGGAUGCUAACAAUGGAGUUUGAUGGUCAAUUUAUCAAAUUCAAUGUGUUUGAUUCCAUUGGUGAGAUCAAAGGGCAGGAGACUUCAUUGAAAUAUCCAACAUAA